GGAGCUUCGUGCCUGUGGUAUAUCCCUAUAUGAUGAAACUAGUGUUGCUGAAGCCCUCUUGCUUAUUGGUGGUAGUUCGUUGCCUUCGCCAACUUCACAGACGUAUCAUAAAUGGCGGACGCCGAUCCCAAUGAAGCUGUUACCAGGACAGUAGGCAGAUCUUUAAAGGAUUUAUCGUCAUGUUUUAUAAGUCGCAUGAGAGAGGAUGAAAGUAAGUUUACAGAAGUAAGGAAACGGCUCACUGGUCGAAAGACGUUUCAUGAACUGUUUGCCAGCAUAUGGGAUUUAAAAGAAGCCCAUGAAAUGCUAACUCCAGUGCUUGAAAAGAAGGAAAAGUCCGAGGCUUUAGCAACUGAAGAAGGCAGAGAGGGGAACAAAUUUUACCAGGAAAAAAAUUAUGCAAAGGCCUUGGAAAAAUUUAAUUCAAGUAUCGUGGCUGCUCCACAUCCCACAGUUAAGCGACCGGAAAUGUCUACCACUGAUGAAGUAGACAAUCUUGGAGAAUCUCCUUCAAUUAAUCCUGAAUGGUUUACCGGAAAUGAUGAUGAAGGAGCAGAUGGAGCUUUAGCAAUAGCAUAUGGUAAUCGAUCAGCACUUAUGAUGAAACUUGGACUUUAUGAGUUCUGCCUAAAUGACAUUGAGUUAGCUCUGAGGCACAGUUACCCGGAAGACUUGAAACAUAAGCUAUUAGAUAGAAAAGAAAGGUGUCUUGCUGCCAAAAGAAAACAAGAUCUCGAAAGGCAAGAGUCUACUUCACGUGCAAGAAAUGAUGCAGAUGGUUCAAGAAAGAGAGGCAGAAGAAGCUGCGGUGAAAUGGCGGUAGAUUUUCUCAAAAGGCUGGUAGACAACUUGACUCUAGAGGAUGAUCCACUAGGAACUAAUGGACAGUUGACACUUAGAAAACCACCUGUGAUUAAAAAGAAAAAUUCAUCAUACCCUUGUUUCAGUGAGUCAGUCAAGGUAUCUUACCACUCGUCAAAAGGAAGAUACACACUUGCGGUAAAGGACAUUUCACCAGGUGAAGUAGUUGCCGUGGAGAGGGCAUUUUGUGUGGGCUUUAUUGAAGAAAACAAUACUCUGCUGUGUGGACAUUGUCUGAGGUUCACCUUAAAUCCUGUUCCUUGCCCUGGAUGUACAAUGGUUAUUUUCUGCAACGAUGACUGCCGUAUCAAAGGCCUGUCUGAAGACCACUGGUUAGAAUGCAAGUUGCUUCCAUCGAUGAAGAGUUUGAAGUUUGGUCCAGUGUGCUCAGUUUACAAGAUGCUUAGAAAUUUCACACUUAAAGAUAUUAGGGAUUUCAGAAAAAAACUGAAAAGGGAGAAACCAGAGGACCCUGUUAACUUAGGCUGCGACAAUAAAGGGAUGUAUAACUCUCAGUCAUAUCGAGCUGUUUAUGGCCUUAUGGGUGAUGAGGAGACUUUGAACGAUCAACAAAUUCUCAUAAAUUGUCAAAUAGCAUUUAUUUUUACAAAAUUACUUCAUAUGUCAGAAAGAUUUUUCGUGAACUCCAGAAGAGAACCCUUCACUCCAACCAGAGAGGACUUCAUUGCUGCAGGAUCAGUGGUACUGUCUCAUAUCUUCAAGUGCCAUUUCAAUCUCAUCGGAGUCACGGAUUGCAGAAUGGAGAAGGAUGUUGGUGCCGGAAUUUUCCCCACAUUAGCUUUAAUCAACCACUCCUGUGAUGCGAAUCUUAAGUUCUACACAUUUGGAAGGACGAUGGUCGUGAGAGCAAUUAGGCCUAUUCAAGCUGGAGAAGAACUAACUGUCGCUUACGGAACUUGUUUUGAGAACAGCAACUUACUAGAGAGAAGGAGAAUGUUAGUGAAGUACCAGUUCACUUGUUCUUGCGAAGCGUGCGUUAACGACUGGCCUACCUACGAUAGACAAGACCAGAUGAAACUCAGGGAGACUAGACUGGCACCUCGAGUCCGUAGAGGUAUCAGCGAAGCUGUGCUGAAGGCUUCAGCUAUGGCAGUACAGAUCAGACGACUAGCCGAAAGCGAUUAUGAACUUAACGAACAGGAUUACAAAGAAAUGUGCAAAGCUAGUACAUUGGUUCACAGAGAGCUAAUGAGAGAUUGCCAAUGCGUACAUGACGUAAGAAAUUCACUGUUACUGUGUUUCAUUAAUGUAAGUAUCCCCGAAUAGUCGCUUAAAAUGCACUGACAAGAUAGAUUGAAUGUAAUCGUAUCUCCGGGCAAAUACAAAAUAUAAGUUCCGUUAAUGGAAUUAGACUCACCUGCGCUAAUGCUGUAGUUUGAUUAACGCUAACAGUAACUUGAAAAAUCUUAUCAGUGUUUCAUUUUGGUACAGGCAAAAUAGUUUUUUACAAUGUUUUGAUUUUAACAAAAAGCCACAUACGAUAUUUGAAAACAUAGCAGUUUCCUUAAAUUAUGCAGUGGCAUACUGUAAAAAAGCGGAAAUCCCGAAAGAAUUUACAAAAAAUUCUAAUUUUAGGUGGAUAGGUUCACCUACAGGUUCGAAUUUUAGAUUUUUUAAUAGGUGCAAAGAAUUUUCAUUUUAAAGUCGGUCUUGUCACUAAGAAAUCUGUAGUUUCUUCUGUUAAUUCUUAAAAAAAUUUAGCAUGCCGUAUUUUAAAUUCAAUUUACCCGUUCACAGAGGAACAUUAGCUGGAGACUCAUUGUAUAGUAUAAAGGCCGGAAAUUCAAAACUUCAAAACAUAGCGUUGUAGUCGUAA
Messenger RNA from Macrobrachium nipponense, 2698 nucleotides. Its product is annotated as SET and MYND domain-containing protein 4-like. Gene Ontology annotation, molecular function: histone deacetylase binding. Lineage: Eukaryota; Metazoa; Arthropoda; Malacostraca; Decapoda; Palaemonidae. The coding region runs from base 112 to 2148 and encodes 678 amino acids. The transcript is spliced from 5 exons. The record is from RefSeq and is a predicted model, not a curated record. Gene Ontology annotation, cellular component: nucleus; cytoplasm.